Molecule: messenger RNA, 1188 nt
Organism: Meloidogyne enterolobii
Lineage: Eukaryota; Metazoa; Nematoda; Chromadorea; Rhabditida; Meloidogynidae
Source: the annotation of a GenBank genome assembly
CAAAACAACAAACAAUCAAAACAAAUGGCAUUGGUUUCAAGCCGACAUUGGGACGAAGAUCCUUUUUGGCGUGAUUGGCCAGAACGUAGAUUGAGUAGUUGGAACUCUACAUGGCGUGACCGAUUUAGCCGUGAAUGGGAAGAUUGGCCGGUGGAUUGGCCUAGACCUAGAGAUUUGCUUGAUCGGUUCCGUUCUCACGAUACUGACCGUUGGUGGCGUGAUUGGCCUUCUGAUUGGCCACGAAUGGAUGCUAUUGUGCCUCGGUUUUCUUCUUAUUUGGACCGUUUUGACCGUGAUUGGCGUUCUGACCCGUUCUGGCGUGAUUUGUACCCAAGAUGGGCGGAGCCUGUAUUUAAAGAAGGAAUUGAUGUUAAGACAAAUGUCACAAACGAUAGUCAACGUUUUUCUGUAGAAAUUGACUGCUACCAAUUCCGCCCGGAGGAAUUACAAGUAAAAACAUUGGAUGAUACGUUGUUGAUAGAAGGUAGACAUGAGGAUGUUCGUGAUCGUGAUAAUUAUACAAAAAUGUAUUUUGUCCGUAAAUAUCAAUUGCCUUCUGAUGUGGAGCCUCAAUCUAUUUCAAGCCAUGUUGAUAGCCAUGGACGUUUAACAGUCGAAGCCCAAAAGCGUUGGCAAGCAAUAGAAGGUAGAGAAAGGGCUAUACCAAUAGAAAGUCAAUCAACUGCACGUCGUUUUGGAGCAAAUUCGCGUUCAAGUUCCUACUCUCCCCGUGAUCAAUUUUAUGAUUCUGGUAGGGGCACUCAAGCUUCUGAUUAUUAUAGAGGGGACAGUAGAGCUGGAGGUGGAGAUUAUUUAUUAUCUCCUAGUAGAAAUGGGGGUUAUAAAAGUGAAUAUGAACAGAGACAAACUGAUGCUAAUGGAAUGAGACAUGAAGCGCGUAGAGAAGAAUUUCGUGAAGAGUUCCGACGAACAGGCUCAGCUGCAAAUGCGCUUUCACCACCAACAUCAAUUUACCGUCCACCAUCUCGUUUAAGCGCUGUUGACAGCGUUGGGGGAGGUGGGGCAGGAAGCCAUCGCUCUGAGUCUCAUUUUCGACGUACAGCUUCUGCAUCUCGUAAUGAAUAUCGUGGGGGAUAUAAUGGAGCUGAUCAUUUAUUGCGCCCAGCAGAAGAAUUGGGUGGACGUUCUUCUGUUUUUGGCCGUAGUGUGCCUAUUCAACGUGCAUAA